AUGGUCAGCGUCCUUCUUGAUGCAAAACGAAGAGUGGAGAAUUGCACCUCAAGGUCCAGAAAGCUGGACAAUGCGUGUGUCUCCGCCUGCAACAUUGCAGCAGUUCUUAACGUCGCCAAUGUAGAAUUCCCUGAGGUACAGGAGGAUGGGGUUGCCAGAAAGAAGUGGGAGCGGUUGGUCGAGCAGGCUAGAGCAGAGCUGCAAGGUGCUCAGGAAGGUGCUGACAAAGAGAAGCAAGAGCGGUUGAGGGAAACGGAGAGGGUCAAGAUCUUGGAGAGGGAAGUUGGAAACCUUAAGCAGGAGACUGCAACCCUACCGGCGAAACUGGUGAAUGCAACAGCGCUUGCUGAGCAGCGGGAGCGAGAGCGGUUAGAGGUGAUGGAGAGGGCUUCGGAACUGAAGCAAGGAACUGACUGCCUAAGGGAAGAGCUGCAGCAGCUGCGAAAUGCUUCGUGCGGCAUCCUAGAGAGCAUCACACGAAACGGCUAUUGGAUCGGGAACGAUUGGGUUGAAAGUGCUCAGCUCAGAGACGCCUAUAGAGAAAGCGAAAAGGAUUUGAGGCGGCUGUUGGAAAAGGACAGCCCUCACGUGAAGGAAAGAGCUGUCAAGCUGUUUGACACGCCAUGGGGAUUGAAGGCUUUGAAGGACCAGGUCUGGAAGAGGCUGAGUGCUGCGCUAGGGGAACAGUACGCCUUGCUCAGCUCAAGGGUCAUCACGAAUGACACAAAGUCUGGCGAUCAAGUGCUCCACAGGGGUGUCGAUCUCUGCGAGAGCCCGCCGGUCUUACUUGUCUUCAUGUUGCCAUUGGUAGAGGUGACUGCAGACCGGGGGCCGACAGAGGUGUUUUGUCCGAGCGGGUCCGUCUUGAUGACCACAAAGCUAGGGGCUAUCUACGGCUUUGACACUUUCUUGGAGCACAGGGUGCAGGUUGGGAGAAACAGACCCCACGAUCUCCGCAUGGUGCCUGCGAUUGUGAUUGGCAACUCAAGCCCUUUGUAUGGCGAAAGGGCCUUUCAAUGGCUCAAGAGGGAGAGCCAAGUGUCUGUGAAGCCUUUUGCCCUUGGUGACCAGGCCUCACCUAUCGCUGGCAUCAACUAUACCUUUCUCGAUGAGGACCCCGCUUCCGUCGGCGUGGAUGCUCCACCGGCCACAUCUCUGGAUGCCCUGGUGGCUCAACGCAAUGCCGAGUCGGUCACCAGCAACGACGUCCUGUGCAUGUAUCUAACCGCAGCAGAUCAGCACCAGCUGGGGAUCAGGAUAGACAGCCCCGAAAGGAAGAGCAGCACCAAGUACUCCUUGAAGCUGCUGGACAUUGAUGAAGACCCCAUCAGCGUGCCACGCCUCAAGAUGGACUCCACGAUCUCGCUGAGCGCCGUGGACUUCUAG
Molecule: messenger RNA, 1386 nt
Organism: Klebsormidium nitens
Lineage: Eukaryota; Viridiplantae; Streptophyta; Klebsormidiophyceae; Klebsormidiales; Klebsormidiaceae
Source: the annotation of a GenBank genome assembly